AUGCCAGCAGGUCCGUCCUCGCCGUUUGAAGUCUCUCCAGCGAGCAGGGGCGAGACCAUCCCUCCGCAUAGUCUCCACCCCGCUGCCCAGCAGCUACAGCAGCCGCCACCGCCACCUCCGCCUUUUGCUACCGGUGCCGAUGCCGGUGCCGUAACCCACUUCCGCCCCGGCUCCGGCCCCCCUACUAACAACGGGUCUUCCAUCGACAUGUCUGGGAUGGAGGCCCACCAAUCGGUAUUUCAUGCCGAGCUCUCACGAGAUCAGGAUGUACAUAUAACUUCUGCCGCAGACGGGCAAACUGAGCAGCAGCAUGCUGUAGCAGUGCCUGGUGUCGGUGGCAGUGGUUUUGGACCAACGGGCCCGUCACCGUCCAAUAUUUCACACCGGUUAAUCCAUGGCCCCGUGAUGGAGCCAUCGCCAGUUCAGCAUGGCCAGUUUGGUAUUUUGGCGCCGGGCCUUGCAAUGCCAGAAGCCAUUACGAUUGAGACGGGCGAGUCUCUCGUCGGGCCCGCCGGAUUCAUCCCUAUCGACGGUACCACUACCCCCGGAUGGAGGCCACACGGCAGUCUUUUGAGCACAAAAUGGGUCCUCGACCCCCCGAACCUCGAUGAGUGGCGGCAGAAGCUGUUUGACGCAGAUGGCCUCAUCAUUCUCACUCAUGAGCAAUUCGAAACCUACUUUCCACACGUAGACAAUGUCUACUCCCACCGCUCGACCCAAAACUACAAGAAGAAGCCCUUCAUCUCGCACUACUGGGACUGCCGCCUCAAGGGCCGCCCUCCCGGCACCAAAAAGUCCGACGACCCGACCAAGAAGCGCCGCAACCGCAUCUCGCGCAAGCUCAACCUGUGCGACGUCAAGAUCAAGAUCACAGAGUAUUUCCCGGGCGCCACCCUCCACGACGUCGACGACGGCACCUACGUGCCUCUGAACGGCGGCCAGGCGCUCAACGGGGCGCACACCGUGCUCGCGCCGCCCGGGGAGAGGGAGCUGAGGGUCGCGCCCGCCACGCCGAACAACUUGCCCGCGCCCGGGCAGAAGUUUUGGACAAUUCAGCGGGUUAAUGGCCACAUCAGCGUCAGCGGCAUCUCUGGACCGCAUCAGCAUACCCUAGCCAAGAGCGACGAGGUGAAGAAGAAUAGUAUACAGCGGUAUCUUGCCAAGCAUAAGACCGAUGCAGCCAAGAAUGAUGGGCCUAGAAAGGCAACGGGCCGAGCUCACUGGACCAUCAAGAAGCAUGAGAAAGAGAGCGAUCUGAAGCUGUAUUCCGCAUGUUACUGCCCCUUUUCUCAGAGCGUCUGGAUCGCACUCGAAGCAAAGGGCCUAGCGUACCAGUACUGCGAAGAAGAUCCCUACAAGGUGGCCGCCUCGCAACCGCUGCUGGAAGCAAAUCCCAGGGGAACCGUCCCUGCGAUACGGCAGGGCGACUGGGCUUGUGCCGACAGCGGCGUGAUAUUGGAAUAUCUCGAAGACAUGGACAGUACCAUCCCACUCUUCCCAUCCGACGUAAAGCUCCGCGCAAAUUGUCGACAAUGGAUAGGUCACAUAAACACCCGUCUCGCCCCAGCAUUCUACCGCCUCCUCCGCAGCCCUGAUCCGACCCUGCGACCGCAGUACAUUGAGCGCCUCCAAAACGCGAUCAAGGACCUCGUCCUCGCCGCCGACGAGGAAGGACCGUUCUUUCUGGGCAACACAAUGUCCCUCGUUGACGUACACUUUGCGCCCUUUGCCGUCCGUCUCUCGCGCGUCCUGCAGCCGAUGUGCGGGUGGCCUGCGCCCGCGCCGGGUUUGCGCUGGGCGAAGUGGCUUGACGCGCUCGAGAGCAACGUGCACGUACAGGCUACGACGAGCGGGAAAGCUGUGUAUGCUGAGACUGUGGAGUUUUUGCAGGUGGCUCUUGAUCCGGAUGGACAGCUGAGCAUUUGA
Molecule: messenger RNA, 1926 nt
Organism: Colletotrichum tamarilloi
Lineage: Eukaryota; Fungi; Ascomycota; Sordariomycetes; Glomerellales; Glomerellaceae
Product: glutathione S-transferase domain-containing protein
Exons: 6
Coding region: 1-1926 (641 amino acids)
Cellular component (GO): cytoplasm
Source: RefSeq, a predicted model, not a curated record